GGGAGGGAGGGAGGGAGGGCGGCCGGGCGGGCAGCGGCCCCGGCCCGCGUCUGCGCCCCUCGCUGUCCCGCGACCCCGGCGCGGGUGCCUCGGGCCCCCCUCGCGCGCCGCCAUGGUGGGCCGGCUGAGCCUACAGGAUGUGCCCGAGCUCGUGGACGCGAAGAAGAAGGGCGACGGCGUCCUGGACAGCCCGGACUCGGGGCUGCCCCCCAGCCCCAGCCCCAGCCACUGGGGGCUCGCGGCGGGCGGAGGCGGCGGAGAGCGCGCGGCGGCACCGGGGACGCUGGAGCCCGACGCGGCGGCGGCGACCCCCGCGGCUCCGAGUCCAGCGUCUCUCCCCCUGACUCCCGGCUGUGCGCUGAGGCUUUGUCCCCUGUCCUUUGGCGAAGGAGUGGAGUUUGACCCCUUACCACCAAAGGAAGUAAGGUACACCUCCUCGGUCAAGUACGACUCCGAGAGGCACUUCAUCGACGACGUGCAGCUGCCCCUGGGCCUGGCGGUGGCCUCCUGCAGCCAGACGGUCACCUGUGUCCCCAAUGGCACGUGGCGCAACUACAAGGCCGAGGUGCGCUUCGAGCCCCGCCACAGGCCCACCCGCUUCCUCAGCACCACCAUCGUGUACCCCAAGUACCCCAAGGCCGUCUACACCACCACCCUGGAUUACAACUGCCGCAAGACGCUGAGGAGGUUUCUGUCCAGCGUGGAGCUCGAAGCCGUGGAGCUCCUGGGCAGCGACGACCUCUCCGAUGAAUGCUGACCCGGCAGGCUGGGCUGGGGUCGGACCGGCUCUCCCGCUGUCCUGCCCCCGACUGCCCUGGCCAAGCUGGGCGACCUUACCCUUCACGUCAUUCCAGCCCCAGAGGAGUCUAACCUAGAGAUACCUCCAAGCCCGGCCGGGGGAAGAGAAAAGAAAAAAUCACUGCAUCUCAUAAUUAUUGAGAUCUUUGUGUUGUAAUUUUCAAGCUGUUUUUAGAGGGAAGAUAUGUCCUGGUUUGCUGCUGUGUUGUUUUCCCAAAGUCUCAAUCAGAUGAGGCAACAAAAAGACCACCAGAAUUGCAGGAAAGCAGCAGCAGUCUGGGAUAGGGAGGGGGGAGGAGAGCUCUCCCUCCAUGGUCAGUUUGUCAGAAGAAAAGCAUGGAAAAAGUGAGAUUUAAGAAAUCUCAGCCACGGGUGUCUUCACUGCACAAAAGUGGUGCAAAUUCAGUAAACAGUGACACCUGUGUGGGUUCAAUCUGUGGAGAGUUGAGUUCCAUUCCUUUGUUUUUAAAUUUCCACCUCCAUUUGUGUUUCCUGUUAACCUAAACUCUUGUAAUUCUCUAAAUCUUUUUUCAUGAUAAAAAAAAAAAAAAUCCCAAACCACAAUUUAAGAUGCCUUUUUUUUUAAAAAAAAAAAAGGUUCUCCGUGUUGCCACCUGCUCCGGGAAGGCCAGGCCAAUGGGCGGCCAGGUUUGGGAGCAGCGGCUUCGGCUCCGAUUGCUUCCUGACGGUCAGUUCCAAGCACAGGCUCUGAGAAACACCUCGAACCCUUGGUAUCUGGUGACCGUCUCCGCAGGCUUCCGUGAGUCUCCGAUAGGUGUUUUGGGCUUUUGGAAUACUUUGAGAAUACUUUCCCAAUACUUUCCCAUUUUUUCAUAAGGCAACACGGAGUGGACGGCCUUUUUUGAGAGAAACAGCAUUCUAAGAGUAUGCUUGGAAAACACACUUUUUGGGAGUCCACGUGGGGAGUGGACACUGAGGACAGGAAGCGGUGGCCCUAAGACCUGCGGCCACCCGGAGGAGGCAGACGCAGGCGAUGACCUGGUUCAUCAUGAGAGGAGCCAGAGUUGACUCAGUCGUAGGAUCUCGAUGGCGUCAGAAUUGCAGAGGGUUUCUGCCAGUGCCUUAGGUCUAAUUCAAAAAGCAAGGAAGGCUGGGCACGGUGGCUGGCGCCUGUAGUCUCAGCUACUUGGAAACGGAGGCAGGAGGAUCUCUUGAGCCCAAGAAUUCGAGACCGGUCUGGCAACAUAGUGAGCCUCCAUCUCUAAAAAAAAUUGGCAGAAAAAAAAGGCGAGGAAAUCUGUGCCCCCAUCCCCCGACACCAGACAAGCUAAGGUGCAUUCACAGUAGGGAAUGAUGUCAAAACCUGGCCGCCGUGGUGGCGCGCGUUCCUCUCACACCACCGUAUGGCGGCAGGUGACAGUCAACUGAAAUGUUCCCAAGGACCGUGUGAAUUCGGCUGACGUGGCCCAGCAGCGGGGUGGACCUGGGUGCGGUGGCUUCAGACCUGCCUCCCGCCACCCCGUCCUCCCCUAACCCCUUCUUGGGACCUCCUGCCAAUCCCUGUGGUGUUUGAGUAAAGAAAGUGGCUGAUGGUUUACCUUUUUUUCCCAAUAUUGGAAAGAACAAACUAGAUAUUCCCUUUGAAUACAUCCAAAUUAUUUCAAGUGCCUGAGGGUUACCGAGCAGGUGAGGGGGCACCCUGGGACCCACAGUCUCCUCAGUCACGUGCAGAGCAAAAAAUGCUUCCUGUGUUUGGAAGAGCAAGUGACACAGCAUUUAUUGAUAAAAAUGGAUUUUUCUGUCUGAUUUCAUGCUGUGGUCGUUUAAGUGGUCAAUGUCUUUUUUUUUUUUUUUUUUGAGAUGGAGUCUCGCUCUGUUGCCCAGGCUGAGUGGAAUGGCGCCAACUCAGCUCACUGCAACCUUCACCUCCCAGGCUCAAGCGACUCUCCUGCCUCAGGCUCCUGAGCAGCUGGGAUUACAGGUGCCCACCACCACGCCCAGCUAAUUUUUGUAUUUUUAGUAGAGACGGGGUUUCACCAUGUUGGUCAGGCUGGUCUCGAACACCUGACCUUGUGAUCCACCCGCCUCGGCCUCCCAAUAAUUUGUAAGUUAUGUUAGUGGGAUCCUCAAGGCCUUGUUCUGCCCCGUGGAGACGCUUGCUCGGAUGAGCUCAGGAAACAGUACCGGCUGCGUGGCAGGCCUGGGUGUUGCGUGCGAGGACGUGGCCUUUGAACACCGCUGUGCUCUCAGAGGUCCUUAGGAGAUAUUUUUUUUUUGUCUUAGGGGGACUGUGUUAAGUUCAGACAAAUCAUGCUGGGUGUGGAGAGAGUCUGAAAUACGUCAGUGAAGUAAGUAGCCGUGAGCGAUUGUGAAUGUGUAACGCAAAUGGAAAACCGGGUUUUACCGCGUUAAGUUAUUCACUAGGGAGCCAGUCGUAGUUCUUUGUAAUCCUCUUUCUUCCAAACCUGCUUUGCUGAAAGUUGCAGAAAAGGAAGUGUGUGGAGAGAAACAGAACCCUUCAGGGUGGGUCAGAGGACGCCAUCCACGGUGGAUUCGUGUUCGUUUGCAGGUGGAAGCAGUGAUUUUUAGGACCCACUGAUUAAAAACAAACAUUCCCAAGUGUCUCUGAGAGAUGCUGUUUAUUUGUUAAUUAAAAAGCUUUUUUCUCUGUCUUUUAAAUGAUGGCUUUCAUGUAAUAAGGAUAUUUUUAGUGAAAAAUUGUUUUCCUUUCAAAUUACAGACCUUUUAAAAAAACUUAACUUGAGCGAGUACCUUUUCAUUUGACACUUUUCCUGUUUCUAACCUUAGGAAACCAGAAUAGCGUUUGGCAGACACGACGUUUUCAGUUACCUUUGACACCUGCCCCACUCCAUUUUGCUUUGUGAUGUCUUCAUUUAACAAUAAAUUAUCUGAAAAAACAAAA
Molecule: messenger RNA, 3682 nt
Organism: Pan troglodytes (chimpanzee)
Lineage: Eukaryota; Metazoa; Chordata; Mammalia; Primates; Hominidae
Gene: RFLNB
Product: refilin B
Exons: 3
Coding region: 113-757 (214 amino acids)
Biological process (GO): negative regulation of bone mineralization involved in bone maturation; skeletal system morphogenesis; actin filament bundle organization
Cellular component (GO): actin filament bundle
Molecular function (GO): filamin binding
Source: RefSeq, a predicted model, not a curated record